Molecule: messenger RNA, 791 nt
Organism: Onychostruthus taczanowskii (white-rumped snowfinch)
Lineage: Eukaryota; Metazoa; Chordata; Aves; Passeriformes; Passeridae
Gene: LSM12
Product: LSM12 homolog
Exons: 5
Coding region: 75-659 (194 amino acids)
Molecular function (GO): RNA binding
Source: RefSeq, a predicted model, not a curated record
UCGCUGCCGCGCGGCCCCGCCCCCGCCGCGCCUGGCCGAGGCGAGCGGAGCCGCGGGCGCUGCGGGCGGACAAGAUGGCGGCGCCGGGCGAGUACUUCAGCGUGGGCAGCCAGGUGUCCUGCCGCACCUGCCAGGAGCAGCGCCUCCAGGGCGAGGUCGUCGCCUUCGACUACCCCAGCAAGAUGCUGGCGCUCAAAUGCCCCUCUUCCAGUGGCAAGCCCAACCACGCAGACAUCCUGCUCGUAAACUUACAGUACGUGUCAGAAGUGGAAAUAAUCAAUGACCGCACGGAAACGCCUCCCCCUUUAGCCUCCCUCAACGUCAGCAAGCUUGCCAACAAAGCACGGACGGAGAAGGAGGAGAAGAUGAGCCAGGCGUAUGCAAUUAGUGCUGGUGUCUCUCUGGAGGGGCAGCAGCUCUUCCAGACCAUCCAUAAGACCAUUAAAGACUGUAAAUGGCAGGAGAAGAACAUAGUUGUGAUGGAAGAAGUCGUCAUUGCCCCUCCCUACCAGGUGGAAAACUGCAAAGGCAAAGAGGGGAGCGCCCUGAGCCACGUACGCAAAAUAGUGGAGAAACAUUUCCGGGACGUGGAAAGCCAGAAGGUCCUGCAGCGUUCACAAGCACAGCAGACACAGAAGGACACGUCCCUGUCAUCCUGAGGCCACCUCGAGGCCACCACCCUGUCCCCGUGUCCCCUCCCCGGAGGCGGCGCCGGGGGCACCUUCAACUUUUAUUUCCUUUUUUUUUUUUUUUUUUUUUUUUUUUUUUUUUUUUUUUUUUUUUUUUUUUGG